Molecule: messenger RNA, 4643 nt
Organism: Marchantia polymorpha subsp. ruderalis
Lineage: Eukaryota; Viridiplantae; Streptophyta; Marchantiopsida; Marchantiales; Marchantiaceae
Source: the annotation of a GenBank genome assembly
GGGAGGGGGGGAGUGGCGUUUGGCUCUUUCUUGCAGGAGCCAAAAGUGUCCCUGUUGUGAUCGGAUUGGUGGGUACUGCUACGGCAGCAAGUGAGAGCGGGGACGGGCAAGGGUUGUGUGUGGUCCCAUAACCAUCACCGCGGGAAGACGCCUUAUUCUGUUCAGGGCGACCAUCAGCAUCAGCACCAGCACCGGCAGUGAACAGACGGAAUGAGAGGAAAGGAAAGUUGCGGUAGUAGGCCAACACAACACCCGUAGUAGGGGAAAGGUAGGCAGACACGGAACGAAGCCCAAUUGUCAAAAAAAGAACGAGAAAGAGCAGCAGGAGAGACAGAAGCGAGAGGACGUCCUAGGAGAGUGGGGCGAGGGAGGGAGGGAGAGAGAGAGGGACGGAGAGGCAGGGAGGGUGUGCAGACGAGACGAUAGGAUGAAGCAAAGGCUUCAUCAGCAUCAUCAGCAUCCUCAUCAUCAGGAGCAGCAGCACGAGGUUCCUUGAGUUUCGAGCUUUGUCGAAAGCUUUUGAGCUGGGCGACAGGCGCAAGGGGAGGCGGAUACACAUGUGAGAGGUUUCGAGGAGGCAGGAGGCAGGCGGGAGGAGGAGGAGGAGGAAGAGUAAGCAAACGAGAAAGCCCGCCACCUUCAGACAUGAUGGAUACGCCUGACGGGAGCUAAUCUUGGACCGCCCCAGGUUCCUCCGUGUGAUGGGAGAGAGAGAGAGGGAAACGGCCAGAAAGAGGAGCCUUGUAGCUUUAAAGAUCAGUCAAGUAGGCGCACUGAGGAACGGAUUCUGGACAAGAAAGUCAUAGAAACGGAACCUGGGCUUAAGAACUCCUAAGAAGCCCAUGCAACGAAACAGCGAAGACCAGGGGAGCAGUUGAGCUCUGUGGCGAAGGGAGCAAGGCAGGAGCGAUGAGGAUUUUUGGGAAGGAUGGAGAUGGAUAUGAGCUGACCGUUAGAUUGGAGAAUGCGGGCUCCUUACGAGAAUGGUUGGGUGCUACCUCUUACUCCAAGCUACUUCCGCACCUGACAUCACAGGCAGCAUGGCAUUCCUUUAUGAACUCGACUUCCAGUUCGCUCUUGAAUCUUCAAAUGCGCGUGCGGGCUCUUCUGUUCGACAAGGCGGCUGGUUGUGUUUACGAAGACUUCGGCGAGAAAAUUGCCCCCAGCUCUUUGAACCCUUCUUAUUUGCAGCUGAAUGGAAAUGCAGUGUACUUUCCUCUCGAUCAAGAUGCCGAGGAUUUCAAAAGAUAUCAAGCAAAUGCGACAAGGACACCUACAGGCCCACUUCGACACCAACCUUAUCAGGCUAAGGGUCAAAAUGUGCAGGGUCAACACGCGCACAAUAACUCCAGAAGAAAUCUUGAAGACUGUCACGAUGUCAAAGGAGGAGGUUCUAUUUCACAACAAAGGCAUGCUUCACAAGCUGGUCAUGGCUUUAACAACAUGAUGAAUACGAAACAGGAGAUGUCAAAACCUUCUCUUAACAAGGUGAAGAAGGUGGAAGCAUGGGAUUCUAGCGAUGCUACGAAAAGGCCGAUGGAAAUCAUGGGGACCAUCAACAAGAAGCUACGAUCCCCGAAGAUCUCAAACAAAGCGACUUUUCAAACCGAUGGAACUGGAGUUCCCGUUCGCGAUCAUCAGGAAAAGAUGAGCAGUCACAAGACCGCAGGAAAUCUAGCACGAAAUUCAGAAGAAAACUCCAGAUUUACAUCUUCGACGGCAAGGACUUCAACAACGUCCCAAGGCGUUGCAGCUGAAACUGGUGACGUCGGUCCACUGUGGUAUGACCAGUGCGCGAAAAGUUAUUUGACCGAGAGAAUGCAACGGUUGGCCCAGCGAACUGCUCAGCAGAAGCUUCCCUUCCCGGAACGAGAAGGGUUUUCUCGCACUCCGGAGGGCAUGGUUGCUUAUAUAGAGUUCAAUGCGAAGCGCCAGAAAACAAUGUGUGUGCUCAAACCAGAUGCAGAUAGUCGAGGCGGCUUAUCUCACGGCCAAACAGAGAGGCUGUCUAAUGAGGCUGAAAAAGUCAGGGGAAACCAUAUGUUUGUGCCUGACUUAAAGUUUCUGGCCAAUUGUGUUCCUGAUAAUCCGGUCCCAGCUAAAAGGAGAAGGUUGGAGAAGUGGGAUGAUGAACCAAAGGGUCUACUGGACCGGCUGGACGAACUUCAGUUCCGUUCACCGAACGCUAAACUUGGCGUUGUAAAAGAGGAGACACCACUGACAUCCGAGAGUCGAUCUCUACAAGGGAGGCAAAAUGUCACCGUGAAGAAGGAUACGGGCGUUUCGCCAGGUUCAAGUAAGUCGGAUAGAUUCUCCAAUAAAGUCAGAGAACAUGAAGCCGAGCACAUGUUGCGACAGACGGUAUCCAAACUUGUUGCUGAUGCUGGUUUUGAGGGACUGAAGCAAUCGUCUUUGGACCUUUUUGUGGAUAUCCUGGACAGCCGAUUUAAGAAAUUGAGCACGGGACUGAGAGCUUUGAUUGACAAUUACCGGAGACAGUGUUCACAAGCAGAGUACAUGAAGAUGUUUUUACAAAUAUCCGGUAGUAGUAUGGAGGAUUUGAUGGAGCAAGUGAAGUUGGGAGUUCAAAAGCAGCAGCUGCUUGAACAACAGCGACAAGAGCAGGAGCAACUGCUGCAGAAGCAACACCGAGAGCAGGAAGAACUGCAACGCCAAAAGCAACAGCGUGAGCAGGACGAAUUGCAGAAACAAAAACAGCAGCGAGACGAGGAGCAUCUGACCCAGCAAAAGCUCCAAGAGGAGCAAUCACUGAAGCAACGACAAGUUGAAGACCAGCAAUUACAUCAACAACUGCAGAAUUCUCAGAAGCAGCGACAGGUGGAACAUCAGCACGCAUCUCGACAACCAGAUCAAAACCACCCUCACUCACAGCAACCACAGCAGCAUUUGCAGAAGCUGCGACAACCUGAACAGCAGCCCUCACAACCACCACAAGCACAGCAGCAAGCACAGAAACAGAGACAAGUAGAUCAGCAGCAGACGCAGCAGCAGCAAUUACAAAAACAACGACAAACAGAUCAGCAGCAUUUGCAGCAACAGCAAGCAACGAAGCAACGACAACAAGAUCAGCAUCACUCGCAGCAACAGCAACUCCCACAACCACAUCAACACUCACAAAAGCCACGACCAUCAGAACACCAGUAUGGGCAACAACCGUCACACUUCUCAAAUCAUAAAAGAAGACCGCAGCCAACUCAGUCUCCAUCCCGACAGACCCUAUCUGCUAAACAGGUAGGCAUGCGUCCGCCAUCCGCUCCUGCAGCUAUGGACUCUGCGUUGAAGCAAGCUCGCAAGGCCUGUUCAGACACUAUGGAUCAACAUAAGCAAAAAGCUGACCAGGUGAUGGGUUUGAUAAGGCAACAUCCCCAACAGUCGUCUGUAGACAUGCUGGCGUCUCCAAAGCAGGGUUCUCUAUCAAGCCCGACGAAGGGCCUGUCGAAGAAAUCUCCUGACGGUUACCCAGGAUUGCUGCAUCAAAGGCAGCCAGUUUCGCAGCAAAGUUCGGCGGACAAAGCUCAGAAGCGAAAGCAGCAACAAGUAAACAUGGGACGCCAUUCUCCGAAUAUGGGACGCAAUCCGAAGAAAGUUGAAAAGGAAAGGCCACUCGAUGGAAAAUCCUUGGGAGAAACGCGACCAAUGGUAGGGAAGAAACCUAUGCAGAUGAUGGCGGGUGGAAAUUCAUCAUCGUGGCACUCGCCAAUACCCAGUGUCAAGUCUCAGACUUCACCAAUGUUGCAGCACAUGAAGCAGCAGGCGUCUUCUCUGCAGCAGCAAUGAUUUGCUCCUGGUUGAGCUAAUGGUUGAAUCUCACCUCGGGCAUCAACUUUUGAUAGCUCUACAUGCAGCCGCCAUUAAUUGCAGAUGCCUUAUUGUCAUAUAAUUUCAUUAUGUGCAGAAUAAGCAGGUGGAUAAAUUAUGAUCCUGAUUAGGCUCAUUGCACUCACCACCACACAUUUAUUCUAGAAGCAGUUGUACAUCUCUUAGAGUCUCGGCAACGGUGAAAGGUGCAUGGUGCUUUUACCCUGUAAGAUGACCUUCGUUGACAAGUUGUGAAGCACCAAAAGUGGACGCAAUGACAACCGCAGGUCAGUCAAGUAGUCAAAUAGACAAUUUGUAGUUCAAGCAUGUGAAGGUGCUUUUCAUGUAAAAUAGCAGUUAACACUAUCACUGUACAUAAGCACAGGGCACAAAUGUGAUGCCAGUUACGGUAGUCAAGUCUCACAACUUUCAUCCACAUCUGCAGCAUUGUAAUGGUUUUGAGGUUAAUGCUUCAAAAUCAUGCACUGAUAGCAAACGCUCCUUGCUUAGUUUGACACACAGGAAUAGAUACAAGAUAGGAUAAGCUAGUGAUGUCACUCGAUCAUUAGGGUUAGAUAUUCGAAAAAUCGAGGAAAGGAGAAAUCUUCCGGACGGUACCUGUGUGCUGCCAUCGAUCUCAAGGAUAAUACUUACUACUACACUAGAUAUUCAGCUUCAUUUCACACAUUAUUUUCGUCGCGUUCUGAUUGUCCUGGUGCGUGUAAGUUUUAGUUCGAUACAUGUUUCCAGGGCAGAAUCAGGAGUGACUCAUUUAUUUAAAACUGCAAAUUUUUUUAAGCCGUAGUUGAUAUGUUUGAGAACCA